This is a messenger RNA of Motacilla alba alba, 5878 nucleotides long. It is a transcript of the gene HEPACAM2, whose product is annotated as HEPACAM family member 2. The record is from RefSeq and is a predicted model, not a curated record. Bases 2393 to 3781 code for a protein of 462 amino acids. The transcript has 10 exons. NCBI's taxonomy places the organism in Eukaryota, Metazoa, Chordata, Aves, Passeriformes, Motacillidae.
GGGGCUCUGUGUGGGGGGACAAGCUAGAGCGUACACGCAGACGAGGAGAAUUCCCUGGCCGUCUCGGGUUCUUUCGGGCGUUAGGCACAGAGCGCGUCUGGCCUGCUCACGGGUGAUGGAUGUAGUUUUGCGUCGGCAAAACAGGCUGGUGUCAGUCACUCUUACUUAGUUGUAUCGAUAGCAACUUAAACAAAAGACAGACACCAAAACCCACCAGAUAGCUUUUUUAAUCUUAAUUUAUAUCAGCGCAAGGAAAGAAAGAAUUUCUCCUACAAUCUUUGCUUAAGCGGAGACAGCAUUCGAGGGUGAGACCAGCUGCACAUCCGCUGUGGCAUGGUUGUGCCUGUAGAAAAAGGGGUUUGUUCCUUGUCGAGGGCACGUAGGUCAGCUCCGCGUGUUUCCUGAUCCUGCUGUUCCUCAGCGCCCCAGCUGCUGCCGGGUUGCUGCAGGGUGGGGCACGUAAGAGCAGGUGCCUCUGCGACGACACGCUGACAAAGGCAGGGUCAGCAGCCACGGUCCCUCCCCGCUUUCUUUGGCAGGAGCUCAUUUCUUCUGGCGGCUAUUGGGAAUAUCGUGUAAUUGUUUUGUGGAAAACCUCUUAACAAGUUCAGCACAUAACAAAGUUACUUCUCAUUAAUAAAAUAACGAAAAUUUGCAGAUUGUUGGUGCUGCAAAUAGUGUCGCUUUAAUGUAGUUGCUUCUAUUCAAAAGGAGGGAGGUUUGAUUUGUAUUAAGUCUAAAUGCCAUUUAACAACUAACACAAGCUACAAGUCUACUGAAAAGAAAAUCCAUUUUUCACAUGCACAACGUUUGUGUGAGUUUGUGUGAAAACUUGCAAUAUAUUGAUAACAUCAAGAAUAUAUUCAAAUGCUGGGAAUGACGGGACACAAUUGAAAAACAUAAUUGUGCUUAUCUGUUCCUUUUUAUUAUUAUUAUUUUCUUUGCCCAUAUGGGGCAUUUAAAAUGCCAACACAAGUUUUAUUCCAGUGCUAAAGGUUCCAUUAUUUCAGUUAGGACUUACUUCAAAUCUAUGACCAAUAUUUUGUUACAUGAUGAAAUCAAGUAGAUAAUAAUUUCUAGCCUAGGUUUUAUGAAAGGUUGCAAUUUGAUAUAUCAAGCCUAGAGUUAGGUGGAUUAAGCAGCUUCCAAACAACAACAUUCAGGUGGGCAGGACAAUGGAGCCAGACAGACAGCUUUUGGGAAUAUGUGAAAUACCCUCUUCAUCUCCUGACAUAUGUCAGGUGGUGAUAUUAUUUCUGGUGGGAUCGCUGUACUUAUGCUUUAUUAACCUGGAAUAACCCUGGAAGCACCUGGGUGUUUUCACCUCUCUUUAACUGAGGUAAAAAUUGCUCAUCCCUUCUGAUGGGGGCUUAGCACCUUGCUGGACCCCUGCUCGUAGCACACAGUGAGGGGGAGGCAAUUGCUUCCUACCAGUUGCUCCUGCACAAAGCAGAAUACAGUCCAGCCUAAUGUUUGUUAGUCCAUAAUAGUCUGCCUAAGUGCUGUUUAGUGAAAAAUAUUGUGUGGUUUUGUAUGGAUAAAUCAUCUCUGUCACUGCUAAUAUUUGCUAUUGUAAACUGUUACUGCACAGCUCUGGGAGGGUUUGUCCAGUUUGCUGCUGAUUUAUAUGGUGAGUGACAGCUUUGGACAAAAUCCAAACCCUACAUUAAUAUUAAUUUAAACUGAUGUAAGUUAAUGGAGAAGAAACAAUAAUCAGCAGUUAACAACUGUAGUAAGCUGUCCACUCUAGCCAUAGGAUUUUCAUUUCAAAGAUGUGUCAUAGGCACUUGACAUCACAUGUUGUUUAGAGAAAGGGAGUUAAUUCUUUGCUAAGUUAUACUUACAUUAAGGAAAAAAAAUAUGGAAAAGUUAUGAACUUGAAAGUGCCAAGAAAAAAAAUUAGAAAGGCUCUUUAACAGCUGUUUAACAGGGUUUUUUGUGACAGCAAAUGAGAGACUGUCAUUAGAAAAGUUCUGAAAAAAUAUUCUGAAUACUAAUUUUGGUUUGAAAUAAGCAUGUAGCAUCACGCUAUUUUUUAUGAAAGUGUAACUAAAGGAAGUUAAUAACUGUAUAACAUGUUCGCUUGGUGCGUUUACUUACUUCUAUUAAUUCAAUGUACUUUGUAUUGUGUGCCCCAUUUAUUACAUUCUGUGUCAUGUUUGCUGUGACUGCUGGGGAAGGGUUAUGAUAAAGUCAGAGGCAAUGAAGAUGGGUCCUCAUCUAACAGGUGCUCUGCUCCCUUUGUUCUUUGUAUACACAUAUUCAAAUCACAUAAGGCAGGGGACAGGAUAGGACCUGUUAACUCAUUGCUGAUUUCCCUAGCAAAUAAACCAGCAGCUGCAGGUCCAAGCCCUGGCUUAGUGCUGAGAGGGUGGCAUUUGUGUGGGACAGGAUGCUUACAUGGAGCCCUUUAGCAAACUUUUUUUGGGACUUACAGUGCAAAAUAUAUUUUCUGCUUGUAGGGAUUUGUUCUGCCUUAAAAUUGACAGUACCAUCUCAUACCAUCCAUGGUAUUGAAGGGCAACCACUUCAUCUUUCUGUUGACUACAAUUUCAAUGCUACAGCUUCUGAAAUCCAGAUAAUUUGGCUUUUUGAGAGGUCUCAAAGUAAUCCAAAAUACUUGCUUGGCUCUGUAAAUCAAAGAGUAGUUCCAGACUUGGAAUACCAGCACAAGUUUACCCUUAUGCCACCGAAUGCAUCUUUGAGGAUUAACCCAUUGCAUCUCAAUGAUGAGGGCAAUUACAUUGUAAAAGUCAAUGUCCGUGGAAAUGGGACCAUAGCUGCAAGUCAAAAGAUUCAAGUAGCUGUUGAUGUUCCAGUCACAAAGCCAACUGUGCAUACUGAACCAUCUUCAGGAGUAGUGGAGUAUGUAGGGAAUAUUACCCUAAAAUGUAUUGUGGAUAGAGGUACAAGGGUAGCUUAUCAGUGGAUGAAAAAUGGGAAGCAUCUUCAUGCUGGCCCUAAUUAUACCUUUUCAUCAAACAAUGCUACACUUCUAAUUGUUCCUGCAGUAAAAGAAGACAUUGGGAAUUACAGCUGUCUGGUAUCUAACCCUGUCAGUGCAAUGGAAAGUGAGAUAAUUGCACCAACCAUCUAUUAUGGACCUUAUGGACUUAGAGUCAAAUCAGAUAAAGGUCUGAAUAUAGGGGCAGUGUUUACAGUGGACAUGGGGGAAGUUGUACUGUUUGACUGCUCAGCAGAUUCAAAUCCACCAAAUACUUAUUUAUGGAUUCAAAGGGAUGACAAUAUCACUCAAGUAAUCAAAUAUGGACCCCAUCUGGAAGUUGUAUCUGAUAAAGUGGCCCAGAAGACAAUGGAUUACAUGUGCUGUGCUUUCAACAAUGUGACUGGGAAACAAGAUGAAACUCACUUCACAGUUGUUGUUACGUCUGUAGGGUUGGAAAAGCUGGCCCAGAAAGGAAAAUCUUUGUCUUCUCUAGCAGUUAUAACAGGAAUUUCAUUAUUUUUGAUCCUAGCUAUGGCCUUUUUAUUCCUAUGGAAAAGAUAUCAGCCACAUAAAGUGAUACAACAGAAGCUACAGAGCAGGGCAGAGGCUGAUUACAGAAAGGCACAGGCAUUUUCAGGACAUGAAAGUGCUUUGGAUGAUUUUGGGAUAUAUGAGUUCAUCACUUUUCCAGAUCUUACCAGUGGCUCUAGGGUUUCAAGUCAAUCUGUUCCUGACCCUGACUUUGUCACAGGCCAGGAUAUGCUAAGUACGGUUUAUGAAGUUAUUCAGCACAUUCCUGAGCAGCCAGAACAAGACCACCAACAAUGUAUAUGAAGAUAUGGGAAGAGGAAAUCAAAAAUUAUCAAAAUAUCUGAAAAUCCCAAAGUUACUACUUCUUCUUAUAACAUAUUGAAGGAAAUGCCAACAACUUCAAGAGUAGCAAAGGUUUAUGCCACCUUGUCUUGAAAUAGCAAUUUUUCUUCAGACUGAAAAUCCUUUUUCUUGGGGUGCUCAGAAUUGCCCAUUUUUAAAUUAUUUUUCUGUUUUAAGUAAUAAUUCCUUAGGGAAAAUAGGGAUAUUUUUAAUUCUUUUUUUUUUCUUAUCAGUGAAUACAAAAGACAAAGGGAUAGCUUAAAAAAAUGCAGUAUAAAACCUACACCUUUUUUUAAAAACAAUCAGCAGAAGCACAAGAAGAAACCAGGCCCAAGAUGCCAUCCAUGAUUGUUUUAUUUUAAAAAUAGCAAACAGAAGGUUUGUUUGUUUUUGGUUUUUUUUUUUUUUUUGUUGACUUUCACAAGAGAAGACCUCCAUACUGGCAUGAAAAGUAAUAAAUGCAGUAUGUCAGAUUGCAAAAUACAUUUGGGGUUUAAAAUAAAGUCAUUCUUUUAAUUUAUUUAAUGGGACAUAAUUUACAAGCAUAGAAAUGGAUCUGUCAGGCAGUUACAAAAAUGUACAUAUGUAUAUUAUUCAAGAUAAUGUGUUCUCAUGAAAUUCUGUUUCCUUUGCAUUUGAACUGGUUUUCUAUUUGAAGAGCCUGUUUCUCAUUGACGAGGAGAGUAAGUAAUAUUCAAGCUAUUUCCAAAAGCUGCAGGAAUUUCAGGCUAUUUGUACAUUAAAAUAAUUCUCCAGUGCAAAUGAAACCAAUCUUCCUCUGUUUAAACAGUGUGCUACAAGUCCCUUUACAGAUAGAAGAAUACUCUUCCAGAAGCUUCUGUUAGCUGGCUUCUGAAUCCUGCAGGAAAAUCCACUAUUAUUUCCACAGGGUCAGAUAUCAGUUGGUGUCAGUUAGCUACAGUCAGGGAAAAGAGGAAAUAUGAACUGAAUUAAUCUACAGGGUAAAAAAUGUUACUUCAGGAACAGUUAAUUGUGCAGAAAAUCAUUACUGCGAAUAAUGAGAAAGCAGACAGUGUGUCCACCCUUUAAGACAGGCUGUAUGGUAUUAUUAAAAGCACUCUGUAUUAUGAAAAAUAAUUUGCACUUAUUUAAAAUACCUCCUUAAUCCAUAUUUACUAAACAUUCUUCCUGUCUCCAUUUUUCAAAGACAAGGAGAAAAUAGCAUGGUUUUCAGUCAGCAUUCUGAUCUUGUGAGGCUGAAAAAAAAGAGAAUAGAACAACUGCACCAUUGCAUGUGAGGAAAAUAGGAUCUGGCAUUUCACAGAGGCACCAUGUGAAGCCCAAAUAUGCAAAUAGUAGUGACGUGAUCUCAAAAAUAAUGUAGUCACCAGAUUUGCCCCCUAAGAAAUAGUCAUCUGACAUGAAGGCAUCAGGGAGAGGCUCUAAGUAGAAACAUUUGGGCAGAAACUCUAAAAGACUGAGAAGCUUAGAGAGUUCCCCAUAAAUUCCUCCAUUGUUCAGUCAAAACUGACUGCAUGCGUGUUUCAAAUCAGGACAGCUCUUUGGGAUUUGCAAAGUCUGAUUUUCACCCUCUUUUCUCCUCUUCUUGCUGGAGCAAUAAUUUUAACUGCUCUGAAGGGAGUAUGCUGAUUAGUGAAGUGCGUGAGACCAUUCCAUUUUACCCGCUGGAUGCCACUGCAGGCCACAGGGAAAUGCAGAUAAAUUAAGAGAAAGUAGUUUCUCCAGCUCUGGGCCCUCUGUAUUUAAAACUGCCAGUUGUUUACAUUUUUUAAGCUUUUGUGGGGAAAAAAAAAGAAAGAAGUCAGGUCAACAUCAGUUCCAUUCUACAUUCUUUUAAGCUCACUUAAGCCCAUGCCUAAGUGCAUUUUAAAGGUCCCAAAACAUUUUGUUUCAGAAUCUGUGCUCAUGUCUCAAUAACAGAGGGGAAAACUGUUUUGAAUUAAGCCAUUUGUCUAUAAUGUGAGAUGACUUCAGUAGUCCAAUACAAAAGUCCACCUUAACAGUCUUUUGAACUUCUGCAAAGUGCCUGUAAAAAUAACUGUAAAUUUAAUAAAACAAUUUUGUUUAUGCAUCACA